This is a messenger RNA of Phytophthora nicotianae INRA-310, 927 nucleotides long. RefSeq lists its product as hypothetical. Bases 1 to 927 code for a protein of 308 amino acids. The record is from RefSeq and is a predicted model, not a curated record. Gene Ontology annotation, molecular function: glutathione peroxidase activity. NCBI's taxonomy places the organism in Eukaryota, Oomycota, Peronosporomycetes, Peronosporales, Peronosporaceae. Gene Ontology annotation, biological process: response to oxidative stress. The transcript has 2 exons.
AUGCCACCGAAAGCUCUCCAGGGUCGUGUGUUCGACUUGUGCCGCCACUUCCGGGCGCUCCCUACGGAACUACAAGGCGACGUGAGUCGAAUUCGAGCCCAUCUGUCGUCGCCCGAGGUGAAGGAGCAUCUUUUCACGCGCUCUACCUUCCCUAAAGUGUCCGGAGACGCUCUCCUACGUGUCAUCAACGGAGAACUCGAACAGGAAUCAAAAAGUCAUUCUCCGGCUUACGCUGCCAAAGUGGCGGGUGGUUUGGUGCAAAGCGGCUUUUUGACGCCUAAAAAGAGCUCAAAUCUCUUGGAAAACUUUGAUUUUGAGACCAAAAACUCGGAAUUCUUGGGAGUUGGCAAUGAACUUGCAGAUGCCAAGGCCACGUCGGUCUGGAGCGCCAAAGAGGGAGCUAUACAAGCAGGAACUCUGUAUCGCAAGAAGGAGGGAUUCUUGGCCAAGUUGUUAGGUAAAAAGGAACCAUUCUACGUAGUGACCAACGACCAGAACAAGGCUGUGUACGUCUUUGAGUCGGAUGUGGCCUUCGAAGCCCUUAAUGAGAUUGAUAUGGCCAGCGAUGCCACAGUGGAAUUUAGUGAUGAUAUGCAACACGGUAUCAAACUGGCAAACCCAGAAAUCACCGAGAUCUUCUCCGCCGAGAGCAAGGAGAAGCAGGAGGAGUGGCUCAACUCGUUCAUUAACGCCGGGGCGCAGUACCGCGAGAAGCACGAUGUAAACGGUGCGACGGCGCGUCCGGUGUUCACGUACUUGAAGACGAAGCUGCCUGGUUCGUUCGGUGACUUUGUGAAGUGGAACUUCACGAAGUUCCUGGUGGACCGCAACGGCCAGCCGUACAAGCGUUUUGCUCCGAAGGACCGUCCGCUGUCGUUCGAGGAGGACAUUAAGACGCUGUUGGCGCAGAAGCCGACGGAGGAGUGA